Messenger RNA from Clunio marinus, 975 nucleotides. The record is from the annotation of a GenBank genome assembly. Lineage: Eukaryota; Metazoa; Arthropoda; Insecta; Diptera; Chironomidae.
AUGUUCAUUGAAAUAACUGGUUUUACACUUAGCAUUUCAGAAAGACCGCUGCUAUAUCAAAGAAAUCAUUUUCGACCUGAGAGCUUGAGUGAACCCUUCGAAUUGACACAUUAUAAUUAUUCAAAACAAGCUGAUCAGUUUAACUAUGUUCCAAGAAUAAAAUUAACAAUAUCACCUGAAAGUAGCCAUCACUUUGGUCCAUCGUCAGUUAUUAUGAAAGAAAAAAAUGAUCAAUUAAUUUUAGACAGUCAUUUAAAUAUGGAAAAAAUGUCUAAUGCUAAACAAAUCUGUAGAUGGGAAAAUUGCUUUCGAAUUUUCGAAAAUUUGGAAAAGCUUGCAAAUCAUAUAGGUACAACGCACAGCUCAAUUGGAUUGAACAAUCUCUAUUACUGUAAAUGGGAAGGCUGCCAACGUUCUGAACGUGGUUUUAACGCUCGUUAUAAAAUGCUUGUGCAUUGUCGUACACAUACGAAAGAAAAACCUCAUAAUUGUACCUUUCCUGAGUGUAAUAAAUCUUUUUCAAGGGCCGAAAACUUAAAGAUUCAUAUAAGAUCGCAUACAUUGGAGAAGCCAUAUAGAUGUUCGUAUCCUGGAUGUUUUAAGGCAUACAGCAAUUCAAGUGACCGUUUUAAGCAUAGUAGAACACAUUUCAAUACCAAGCCUUAUCUUUGCAAAAUUCCUGGAUGCUUGAAACGUUAUACUGACCCAUCAUCAUUACGCAAGCAUGUUAAAAAUUUUAAUCAUGAUAAUCUAGGUCAAAAAAUUAAAAUCUUGACAAGUAAUAAAAAAUCUAUGGAUUUAAAAUUUAUCUCGUCUUCAAAUCAAAUUGUCAACAAUUUUUGUGAUUCAUUGAAUAUUAAAAAUAUUAAUUCAGUCUCAACUUGUACAUCUGACAAUUGUGCUAGCAACUUCUACAGAAUGCAAACUUUAGUUCUGGAUGAGCCUUUAGAUUUAAGUUUAAAGCACAACAAAUAA